GGAUCUGAGAGGAGGCGGAGAUGGCGUCCCAGCCGCCGCCUCCGCCGAAACCCUGGGAGACCCGCCGGAUUCCGGGGGCCGGGCCGGGGUCAGGACCCGGCACCACUUUCCAAUCUGCUGAUUUGGGUCCUACUUUAUUGACAAGACCUGGACAACCAACACUUACCAGAGUGCCACCGCCUAUUCUUCCAAGGCCAUCCCAGCAGACAGGAAGCAGUAAUGUGAACACUUUCAGACCUGCUUACAGUUCAUUUUCUUCUGGAUAUGGUGCCUAUGGAAAUUCAUUUUAUGGAAGCUAUAGCCCUUAUAGUUAUGGGUAUAAUGGGUUGGGCUAUAACCGCCUUCGUAUAGAUGAUCUUCCACCUAGUAGAUUUGUUCAGCAAGCUGAAGAAAGCAGCAGAGGUGCAUUUCAGUCCAUUGAAAGUAUUGUGCAUGCAUUUGCCUCUGUCAGCAUGAUGAUGGAUGCUACCUUUUCAGCUGUCUAUAACAGUUUCAGGGCUGUAUUGGAUGUAGCAAACCACUUUUCCCGAUUAAAAAUACACUUCACAAAAGUUUUUUCAGCUUUUGCAUUAGUUAGGACUAUAAGGUAUCUUUACAGACGGUUACAGUGGAUGAUAGGUUUAAGAAGAGACUCUGAGAAUGAGGACCUGUGGGCAGAAAGUGAAGGAACUGUGGCUUGCCUUGGUGCUGAGGACAGAGCAACUAACUCAGCAAAAUCUUGGCCAAUAUUCUUGUUCUUUGCUGUUAUCCUUGGUGGUCCUUACCUCAUCUGGAAACUGCUGUCUACUCACAGUGACGAAGUAACAGACAAUACCAACUGGGCAAGUGGUGAGGAUGACCAUGUAGUUGCUAGAGCAGAAUAUGAUUUUGUUGCUGUAUCCGAAGAAGAAAUUUCUUUCCGUGCUGGUGAUAUGCUAAACUUAGCUCUCAAAGAACAGCAACCCAGAGUGCGUGGUUGGCUUCUGGCCAGUCUUGAUGGUCAAACAACAGGACUUAUACCUGCUAAUUAUGUCAAAAUUCUUGGUAAAAGAAGAGGUAGAAAAACAGUGGAAUCCAGUAAAAUUUCCAAGCAGCAACAGUCUUUUACCAACACAACACUAAUUAAAGGAGCAACAGCUGCUGAUUCUUUGGAUGAACAGGAAGCUGCCUUUGAAUCUGUUUUUGUUGAAACUAAUAAGGUUCCAGUUGCACUUGAUUCCACUGGGAAAAAUGGAGAUAAACAAGAUCUUUGAUAACUUUCAUGUUUACCUGCAGCUGAACUAUACUUCAGAGUACUUUUAAAAAGUUUCUUCUUACAAAGAAAUUCAUCUUCAAUCCAAUGAAAACAUUUGUUAAUGGCUAUUCCAGAUGUUUUGUUGCUAGAAAUUAUUAAAGUUGUACACUAGUAUGUUGGUCUAGUGACCUGGUUACAUUUUACGAGUUGUUAUUGGACCAUGAGGAUAUUUGUUUUACCUAGAUUUUAAGAUUAUGGAGACUACCAUUACCAUCUUAUUUAAAACCCUGUGUUUAUUGAAAGACUAUGAUUCAUGAACUAUAGAAUACACAGUUUGCUACAGUAGGGAUCACUAAUGCAUUUUAAAAUUCUAGAUUAAUUGACUUGGAAUCCUCAGAAGUUGAGUGACAACAUAUAAAUAUCAGAACAGGCAAAAAGGCUAAUUUUUCUACAACUUUAAACAGAAUAAUAAAAAUUUUCUGAUGUGUAUUACAUCCAGUAUUGGGUUUUUUAGGCAGUAGUAAUAUGUUUUCACCCACCAACAAUUGAUACUUUUAUCUUUUAUUGUAUUUUUUAAAAAUUUAUCUUGGAAAAGUCACUAGAAGCAUUGUGAAGGAAAUGGUUCCAGGGUGACAUAUAGCCCUAAUUUAGUUUUCCCUGCUAAUAAAGGGGCUAUAAUUUAUCUUUC
Lagenorhynchus albirostris (white-beaked dolphin) is the source of this 1901-nucleotide messenger RNA. RefSeq names its product peroxisomal biogenesis factor 13 (gene PEX13). The transcript is spliced from 4 exons. Gene Ontology annotation, biological process: protein import into peroxisome matrix, docking. Gene Ontology annotation, cellular component: peroxisome; peroxisomal importomer complex; peroxisomal membrane. Gene Ontology annotation, molecular function: protein binding. NCBI's taxonomy places the organism in Eukaryota, Metazoa, Chordata, Mammalia, Artiodactyla, Delphinidae. The record is from RefSeq and is a predicted model, not a curated record. Bases 21 to 1232 code for a protein of 403 amino acids.